Sitodiplosis mosellana (orange wheat blossom midge) is the source of this 3256-nucleotide messenger RNA. RefSeq names its product neuronal acetylcholine receptor subunit alpha-7 (gene nAChRalpha7). The transcript is spliced from 20 exons. Bases 585 to 2135 code for a protein of 516 amino acids. Gene Ontology annotation, cellular component: postsynaptic membrane; neuron projection; synapse. The record is from RefSeq and is a predicted model, not a curated record. Gene Ontology annotation, molecular function: acetylcholine-gated monoatomic cation-selective channel activity; transmembrane signaling receptor activity. Gene Ontology annotation, biological process: signal transduction; monoatomic ion transmembrane transport; regulation of membrane potential. Lineage: Eukaryota; Metazoa; Arthropoda; Insecta; Diptera; Cecidomyiidae.
AAUGUUGCGACACAACACACAGAGUGGAAGCUUUUUCUCUCUCUCUAUUUUACAGUGGCAAGAGGAGAGCUUCCAUACACACAAUAUGGCUACAAUAUACAAUAUGAUAUGAUUGCAUAUUUAGUUAGUUGCUGACAAGCCUAGUGUGUAGACCACACACUCUACACAGUGCGUCGUAAUCGCCAAAACACAGUGUUCGCAACAGUCGCAUUCUCACAUAUAUUCACAGUGUGCCCCCUCAAUAAAAGAGAACGAGAGAAACGAGAAAAAAAACACAUAAAUCUAGAAAUCAUGUUAUUCACUCAAUUGUAAUAGAACUGUAUAGAUACUAAGGGUUACAUAAUGUGUUGUUAUUAUUACUAUUAUUUUUAUUUUUAUUAUUUUUUGCAUAAAACUUAAACGUAACGCGAUGAAUACGAACUACAUCUACUACUCCAACAACAUUGUUUCAAGCACACAUUUCUACAUACACCAACAUAAAUAAAAAAAGACAAUAUAUAGUUACAAUCCAACAACAACCAAUACACGAAACUUCGUUCUCGGCUACACAAAUAACAAACAAACAAACAAACAAAAAAAACAAUAUGCCAAAGAUGUCUAAAUACCACAUAUACAACUUUUUCCCAUCAGUUCCAAUACUCGGAUUUGGAAUAUUACUAUCUUUUCUUGCAGGUUGUGAAUCUGGUUCUCAUGAAAAACGACUUUUACACGCUUUACUAGACAACUAUAACGUUUUAGAACGCCCCGUUGUAAACGAAUCGGAUCCAUUGCAAUUGAGCUUUGGACUGACGCUUAUGCAGAUUAUCGAUGUUGACGAAAAAAAUCAACUUCUCAUAUCAAAUUUAUGGCUGAAACUGGAAUGGAACGAUAUGAAUUUACGAUGGAACACGAGCGAAUACGGUGGUGUGAAAGAUCUACGAAUCCCGCCACAUCGACUCUGGAAGCCAGACGUACUAAUGUACAACAGCGCUGACGAGGGAUUUGAUGGCACUUAUCCCACGAACGUAGUGGUGCGCAAUAAUGGAUCCGUCGUUUACAUUCCGCCGGGAAUAUUCAAAUCCACUUGCAAAAUUGAUAUAACAUGGUUUCCGUUUGAUGAUCAGCGAUGCGAAAUGAAAUUCGGUUCAUGGACAUACGACGGAUUUCAGCUGGACUUACAAUUGCAAGACGAGUCUGGAGGCGAUAUCAGUAGCUUUGUUACAAACGGAGAAUGGGAAUUGCUUGGCGUUCCAGGAAAACGAAACGAAAUCUACUACAAUUGCUGCCCCGAACCGUAUAUCGAUAUCACGUUCGCCAUAAUUAUUCGUCGCAAAACCUUAUACUAUUUCUUCAACUUGAUAGUGCCUUGUGUUCUGAUCGCAUCAAUGGCUUUAUUAGGUUUUACACUGCCUCCUGAUAGCGGGGAAAAACUUUCACUAGGUGUUACAAUUCUGUUAUCAUUGACUGUCUUCCUCAAUAUGGUCGCAGAAACUAUGCCUGCAACUUCCGAUGCUGUGCCGCUACUGGGAACUUAUUUCAAUUGCAUAAUGUUUAUGGUCGCGUCGUCAGUCGUUAGUACCAUUUUAAUUUUGAAUUACCACCACCGAAGCGCUGACACACAUGAAAUGUCAGACUGGGUACGAGUGGUGUUUUUAUAUUGGCUUCCAUGUAUUUUACGGAUGAGUCGGCCAACACCCGAUGACGAGGAAGAAAAACUCGAUAAAAAGGCUCAACAACUCCAGAGUGUGGAACUGAAAGAACGUUCAUCGAAAUCAUUACUUGCCAAUGUGUUGGAUAUCGAUGACGAUUUUCGAUGCAAUCACAGCUGCCCAACAUUUCUACAACAACCAACGUACUAUCGAACUGUUUACAGGGGUGAAGCGGAGGAAAGUAUUGGAACAAUUGCCGACACGCGAAUCAAUCAAUCAUAUCCGCAAUCAUGUUUUGGCUCUUCCGAAUACGAGUUGGCAUUGAUUCUUAAAGAAUUGCGUUGGAUAACCGAUCAGCUGAAACAAGAGGAUGCAGACAAUGAAAUAUCUCGUGAUUGGAAAUUUGCCGCAAUGGUUGUUGAUAGACUAUGUCUCAUAAUUUUUACUUUAUUCACGCUACUCGCCACAUUGUUUGUACUCUUCUCAGCCCCGAAUUUCCUCCUUUAAACAAUUGCAAUUGUUAACAAACUCACACGAUACAUACACACACUAAAAAAUAAAUGUGAAACGCACGAAUUCGAAAGCAACCGAAAUAAGAACAAAACCAUACAUUGAUACUAUAAACUAUAAACUUAACAGGAAAAUAAAAGAAACAUAAAAUACGAAAACCACAUGCAAAUGAAUGAAAAAAAACAAACAAACCUAUAUACACUGUAUACACCCACUCACACACAAACACACACGAAACACACCAACAAAUUAUUGCUAUUAAAUGAAUAAUCACGGAAUCUGCUUUGUAAACAUAUAAAAAAAACAGUCGCGUGUUCAUCUAUUUGAAUACCGAAAGUAGCCUAAGAUAAGCUAUUAAACUUGAAACGAGACUUGCUACAUUGAUGAAUUUAGCAACUCAGCAUUGUUUGACUAUUAUUACUAAACAGUUAUUAAAUAGUUGAUAGAAGUGAACUUAAAAUUUGAAGAAGAAGAAAAAAGCAACCGAAGCUAGACGGAAAAGGGAAAAUAAUCGAAUUUUGUAAUGAACAUGUUGACGCGUUUAAACUUAAACUGCAUUUUUUUAAAGAAAAAAAAACAACAACAGCAACUGCAAAAAAAAUGAUACAUUAACAUUAUUUAUUGAUAUAGUUAGCAGCAAUCAAAGGAAUUCUUCCACACUUGUAUUUUUGCCUUCAAAAUCCAACUGCAAUUUUUCUAAUUCAUAUUUAUUGACAUUUCACUGCAUUUAGAUGGUAAACAACAAUAACAACAACAACAAAAAAUAUUGACACUAUGUUGUACAACACAGGAAAAAAAACACACGUAAAUUGUUUCACCAUUUUGAACAAAUGGGAUUUGAAUUCAUUUUAAUUUUUUUUAAAUUUUGUGACUAGUUUGACGAGAGAAAAAUAAGAAGUGGUUUAGAAGUAUUAUUAUUAUUAUUAUUACAUUCGCGGUAGGUCGAAACAGUUAGUAUAUGCAUAAACAAUACAAUCAAUCAAUCAAUUAACCCCAUUAGAAAAAUAUUCAAUUUUUUUAAAAAAACAUGACAAAAGUUAUUGAUUUUACACUUCUAUAGAAAUUGUAUUUAUACACGUUACCAGUGACAAGUUAAUAAAAAAUGAUAUAACAUUCAA